Molecule: messenger RNA, 1148 nt
Organism: Eruca vesicaria subsp. sativa (arugula)
Lineage: Eukaryota; Viridiplantae; Streptophyta; Magnoliopsida; Brassicales; Brassicaceae
Source: the annotation of a GenBank genome assembly
CGAAAGCAUAGCUCGAGAAGAUAGAUGAUGACGACGACGAGCUUCUCUCAUCCUCCUCCUCUUCUUCCUCUUCCCUCAACUUCCAGAUCCCUUCUCCUAUUCCCUUCAUCUCACCUCAAACCCACCCCUCGUCUUCUCUUACAUGGUCGCUCUACCCUCUCCUUCUCCUGCUCAGCCGGCACCAACAACAACGCACCUCCUCCCUCCGGCGACUCUCUUCCAAAUAACUUCUGUAUCAUUGAGGGGUCAGAGACGGUUCAAGACUUUGUGCAGAUGCAGCUUCAGGAGAUUCAAGACAACAUAAGGAGCAGACGCAAUAAGAUCUUUCUCCUCAUGGAGGAAGUUAGACGGUUACGAGUUCAGCAAAGGAUCAAGAGUGUUAAAUCCAUCAAUAAUGAGGAGGAAGCUGAGAUGCCUGAGAUCCCUUCUUCCAUUCCUUUUCUCCCUAAUGUGACACCAAAGACUUUGAAACAACUCUACUUGACCAGUGUUGCUUUGAUCUCUGGAAUCAUUUUCUUUGGUGGUCUCAUUGCUCCUAAGCUUGAGCUCAAGGUAGGACUAGGAGGAACCUCUUACGAAGAUUUCAUAAGGAGCUUGCAUCUUCCCCUGCAAUUAAGCCAAGUAGAUCCCAUUGUGGCAUCAUUUUCUGGAGGAGCCGUUGGAGUAAUUUCAACCUUGAUGUUAAUUGAAGUGAACAAUGUUAAACAACAAGAGAAGAAGAGGUGCAAGUACUGCCUUGGGACUGGAUACUUGCCAUGCGCUAAAUGUUCUGCAAGUGGUGUGUGCUUAGGCGUUGAUCCAAUAAAACGAACUAGAGUUUCAAGCCGGCUUCUGCAAGCUCCGACAACAGAAAGGUGUCUAAACUGUUCGGGCGCAGGAAAGGUGAUGUGCCCGACAUGUCUAUGUACUGGGAUGGUCACAGCUAGUGAGCACGACCCACGAUUUGACCCAUUCGACUAGAAAAAACGAUCUCAUUUUACCUUUCAAAUUAAUGGUUUUUGUAUGUACAUAAUAAGUCAAGACUUUGUACUGAAGAAAGCCAUAUAAAUGUUUACAUAGUCAAGACAAAAUAGGAUUUAUAGCUUUUGUCAAAACCAUAAUUUACUUAGUAAAGUUCAGAAAUCUCUUACACAUAUUUGAUAAAGCGA